Molecule: messenger RNA, 1416 nt
Organism: Vigna angularis (adzuki bean)
Lineage: Eukaryota; Viridiplantae; Streptophyta; Magnoliopsida; Fabales; Fabaceae
Exons: 1
Coding region: 1-1416 (471 amino acids)
Source: RefSeq, a predicted model, not a curated record
AUGCCGGAGACGGAGCCGGACUCGGAGGAAGACACAGAUCCUACCAAUGACAGUCAUUAUCACGGGGAGGAUCAGAGUGAGGCUGGUUCACAUCGGACCGCCAAUCGUCCGGUCCCAGCCGGCCGAGCGAGAGCCCUGCAUCCGUUCACAGCGGCGGUCAUGGAGGAACAGAUUCCGGAGAGGGCGUUCCCGGUCGUGGAGAAGUAUGAUGGGUCAGGUGAUCCGGAGGAGCAUUUGAGGUCUUUCGUCGACGCCAUGACCAUCUACUCCCCUAGUGAAAAUGUGUGGUGCAGAGUUUUUUCCUUGUCAAUAAAGGGAGAAGCCUUAGCAUGGUUCCAUUCGUUGAGACCUCGAACCAUCAAUAACUUCGCCACCUUGAGGGACAUGUUUGAGCGGCAGUUCUCUACGGAUAGAGCUCAAAAUUUGACGUAUCUGGAGUUGACAAAUAUAAAGCAAGAGAAGGGAGAGAGUCUUCGAGACUUCAUGGACCGGUUUAAUAGAACCGCAAGGCAAGUGAGGGGAGUGGGUAAGAAGUUUACCAUUAGCACUUUGGCCACUGCGUUGAAGCCUUCACCUUUCGCCGAUAAUUUGUUUGCGAAACCCCAAUUAACCUUGGACGAAUUGCAAGAGAGCGCCGCUCGGUUCAUCAGAAUAGAAGAGAUGAGGGCAGUUCAGAGGCGACAACAGGAGCAGAGCUCAACUUCAGGGCAGGAGAAGAAGGAAGGUAAAAAACCGUUCGUACCCAGCGAGCGGCCAAAGGGCCAGAAGUACAGAGAUGGCCCGAAAUGGGGUAGAUUCGAAAAAUACACCCUAUUAAAUAUGCCAAGGGCUAGAGUUUUGGAAGAAGCCCUGAGUGCAGAUCUGAUUCGUGUAAGACCUUCUCGGUCAUCACCCAAGGCUGACGGGACUAAACAUUGUACCUAUCAUCUAAAUAUAGGGCAUAACACCGAAGACUGUACGGUGUUGAAUUAUAAGGUGGAAGAGCUGAUCCGGGCGGGUUAUCUGAAAAGGUUUGUUAAGGAGGAACGACGAGCAAGAAGCCCACCCAGAAGGGCGAGGGUGGAACGAAAUGAUAGGAGAGAUGAUAGACGCCUAGAUCGGAGGCGGAGUAGAAGUCGUAGCCAUGACCGAUCGUUGCGUGGCACGAUAAACACUAUCUCUGGAGGUUUUGUUGGAGGGUCAUCGGCGUCAAAAAGGAAGAGGAACCUAAGGGAGCUUAAAAGCGUUCACCGGGUGGAUGUGAGGAAGCGCUCCAUGCCGCCAAUCACGUUCACCGAUGAAGAUUUUCAUGCUCCUGAUCCAGAACAAGACGAUCCGAUGGUAAUAACAGCAGUUAUUGCUCGGUACAUCGUAGGAAAAGUAUUGGUGGAUCAAGGAAGUUCUGUUAACAUUCUUUACUGGAAGACAUUCCAGUAG